This is a messenger RNA of Dovyalis caffra, 255 nucleotides long. NCBI's taxonomy places the organism in Eukaryota, Viridiplantae, Streptophyta, Magnoliopsida, Malpighiales, Salicaceae. The record is from the annotation of a GenBank genome assembly.
AUGGCUUUCAGAGCAGAUAAAAUAGCUGUUUUGAUCAUCCUCUUCUUGGGGAUUACGGUGAGUGUGGAAAUCGGCAGUGCAAGAGAUGUUGCUAUAAAAACUGAUGUUACUGUACGUGGAACCACUUUUAGAGUGUCUGGAUACAGUGCAUGCUGUAAUGAAUUGGUUCAAAGCUGUUGUACAAAUGCUGAUUCUGCUCCUCAACAAGAUCCCAAGUCUGCUGAUCAUAAACUUGGCAUUGCUCUAAGGCACUGA